Molecule: messenger RNA, 2498 nt
Organism: Oncorhynchus keta (chum salmon)
Lineage: Eukaryota; Metazoa; Chordata; Actinopteri; Salmoniformes; Salmonidae
Exons: 2
Coding region: 170-697 (175 amino acids)
Source: RefSeq, a predicted model, not a curated record
CUCAAACACUUAUGACAGAACCUGGUCUUCCUCUGCUACAGUAAAGAUCAGGUGCAACACUGCAACCAACACAACCUUAUACCACAGCCUUUGAGCAGAGACCUGCAAGCUAAACCUACAGACUCAUCCUAUAGCGACAUUGCAGGAUAACCCUUAAUUGGUGUUCAGCAUGGCCAAUCACACCAGCGUCCUGAGAUGCAUCCUGCUGCUGCUAUUGGCCGUCACUCUGGCCUCAGCUUUGAGAACAUUGGACACGAAUGAAGAGCUGGAGAAGACUGGCUUCGGGACCCCGCCCCCUCGCCACGGCCUCAAACUACUCCUCUGGUAUGUCCAGACCUGCAUCGACAACAACAUGGUGUCUCUCUGUGACCCCAGGGAGGGAGCAUACGGGUUCCAUAAGUUCAAGAACUAUAAACUGUUACUCCCCAAACUGAAAGACCAGAACCUGUACACCUACUACACCAUUGGUAACCUCCAUUCCCACGGUGCAGAGAACCUGCCCUAUGAAGUGAGGCGAUACUACGACAAGGACAACCUCCUCAGCAACCAGGACAGGGUGUUGGUGAAGUACAACCAGAACAACAAUCACAUCGACAAGAUCUACAUCUCAGAGCACUACAAGCAACGCAAGACGUACAUGAUUGGGCCCAAUCUUCUCUCCUCUCUCAGACAGCCCAGCUGGCUUGCAUUGAUAUGAUAGUAUGAAUAUCAGAUCUGUACAUUAUGCUAUUCACUGUUGUUUUUCUUGACACAAACCUGAUGGCAUUACUAAACCUGUACUAUGUCAACCUGACUUCAUGGGUGAUGUGUUUACUGUAACUUUCUGUUUCCUUUACAGACACGCUAUAGAAAUACAUUUUUACAGACAGAACAUUGUGAUUCUGAGUGCACUGAAAUCAAGUUAAAUUAGGUCUGCUAUAAUGCAGGUCAGUUUAGCACAUUGACCAAUGUCCUUGUUCAAUCAUUCCUAUUGAUGUUGAUUCAACUGAUGACUUACAUGACUAUAAAAUGUGAAAGUAAUGCAAAAGAGGGUAUAUUUUUGUUGUUGUUUCCGAUUGUUUCAUGCUACUUCUUAUACAAUUUUAGAAGUGAUGAUCACAGAGUGACAGUAUUCUCUAUGCCAGUGGCGGUCGGUUCCUUUCAAGUUGAGGGAGGGUGUAACCAUUCAAGUUGAUCUAGGGUGUAACCAUUAGUCCAACAGUUGCAAACAAGAGUUUCUAUUGGACAAAUUCAGGUAUGUUUAUCCCCAUUGUGUUUCGUUUGCUUCCGUUUAAGUAAUGUUUUCAACAGAAUCGGCAGAAUGAAUAAACCGCGGAUCACACACAAAAGCAGUUCACUUUCAUAGCAGCCAGAUCGUUGUAUAAAGAUUGUUCAAUAAUUCCUUAUCACACCUACGCGCUCUCCUCCUCUCACCUUUUCCCUUCUCUUGUGUACUUCAGUGCACAACACAUCAGCUGUCUGUGACCAGGCGAAAAAACCUUUCCAAGUCAUUGUCACCAUAUUAGCUAACAUGAAGUCAACACCAUAGCUACAAGAACUAACGCAUUAGUAAACCCACUACAAUCAUGAAGUACAGUGUUGCAAGCAGUUUAGCAGUUACACUGGUGGCCCCGGUGGCAAUAAAUUAAUACAACCAAAAGCUUACCUUGACUUGGAAAAGUUCCAUAGUAGGCUAGGUAACAUAGCAUCCUUUUCUGUUUGAGCCGAGUGUUUGAGUAGGCUAACUAGCUAGCUGCAUUUUCAAGCUAAGUAAGUGAAAAUGUAAGUGAAAAAAUACUAAAUAUAGCUAUAUCUCGCUCACUUGCUUCUCCUUCGUUUUUGAAGGAAUUAAUUUGUUCAAAACUGUUCAACUAUUUUCUUUCUCUCUCUUUGGGGUCAACUACUCACCACAUUUUAAGCAGUGCAGUGAUAGCUAGAUGUAGCUUAUGCUUUCAUUCCCUCUCAUUUUCAUUCAUUCUCUGAUCCUUUGAUCGGAUGUGCAACAUGUCAGUUUAUGCUGAAAAAGCUUUGAUAGGUUGGAGGAUAUCCUCCGGAAGUUGUCAUAAUUACUGUGUAAGUCUAUGGAAGGGGGUGAGAACCAUGAGCCUCCUAGGUUUUGCAUUGAAGUCAAUGUAUGCAGAGGAGGACGGAAACUCUCUGUCCUCCGGCUACACCAUGAUGCUACCCUACAGGGUGCUGUUGAGGCUACUGUAGUGUUUUAAUCAAUUAUUUGGCAUUGUGAAUGUAUUUAGUAUAGUUUUAUCUAAAAAAAAGAUGACUUUUUUAAUGUUUCACUGUUUUUAUUUUUAUGAAAUUCACUAAGGAUAAAUUCACUCCCCUUCUUCCUCUGAGGUGCCUCCACUGCUCUGUGCUCAACCGAGCCUGACACCACCUUGAAGGGGAAGUUUUGGUGGUGGUGUUGUUUCUACUGGGGCUUUUGCAGUGUAAUACCAGGUCCUUUGACAUAUACCACUUAAGUUUCUGUUCAUCGUUUAAAAUAAACACUUCUCUAUUCACCA